Molecule: messenger RNA, 2386 nt
Organism: Arachis ipaensis
Lineage: Eukaryota; Viridiplantae; Streptophyta; Magnoliopsida; Fabales; Fabaceae
Source: RefSeq, a predicted model, not a curated record
CUCUGGUCUCUUUCUCGCCACUCUCUCUCCCUCAAGCUCUCUCACCGUCUCACGUCACUCUGGUCUCCGGUGUCUCACUUCUCUCUCGGUCUGGCACUCACCGUUUUGGACUCAGCCACUCGUCGCGCUCUGUGUCCUCACAGUCUCAAGCGCAGUCGCCGCCUUCCUGCGCUCGCUUCGCCGGCGGCAGAACCAAACGGAACCAGCUUCCUCACCGUCACCGUUUCGCAACCAACUAGCGUGUGUUCCUUGGAUUGUAUUGGUUUCUGGUGCUAAUGAAGCUCCAAGUGGGUACAGUGCCAUGCAAUCCAACAUAGACAAAAUAACAUUUUCAAAUUCAUGAAACCUCUUCAUUUUUUCAAGUUAAAAGCCUUCGUUUCUUCAAAAAUAAAAACUUUGUCAUCCCCACAAACCCGCUUCUUUUAUGAGGAACUUCUGGGCAAAGCAUUAGACCAAUACCCAGAUAUAAAAACCUUGAAAAGUGUCCACUCCAAGAUUUAUUACCUCAGUUUUCAUGACAACCCAUCUAUAGGAAUCAAGCUCAUGCGAGCAUAUGCUGCUUGUGGUGAACCCUUGUUUGCACGGAAGGUGUUUGACGAAAUUCCUGAGAGAAAUGUUGUGUUCUAUAAUGUCAUGAUUAGAAGUUAUGUCAAUAACCAUUGGUUUGAUGAUGCAUUGCAUGUUUUCAAGGCCAUGGUUAAUGCUGCAUGGAGCUCUGCUGAAGGUUCGGCUUGAUUCAAAUGUGUUCGUUGGGAAUGGUCUCAUUGCAAUGUAUGGGAAAUGUGGUUGCUUGCUCGAGGCAAGGCGUGCUCUAGAUGAAGUGCCAAGCAGGGAUGUUGUAUCGUGGAACUCAAUGGUUGCAGGAUAUGCGCAGAAUAUGCAGUUUGAUGAUGCAUUGGAGGUUUGCCGGGAAAUGGAGGCUUUGAAACAAAAACCAGAUGCAGGUACAUUGGCUAGUCUCAUGCCAGCUGUAAGUAACACAUCAUCUAAUAAUGUUUUGUAUGUUAGGGAUAUGUUUAUGAAUUUAGACAAGAAGAGUUUGGUUUCAUGGAAUGUGAUGAUAGCCACGUAUAUGAAAAAUUCUAUGCCUAGCAAAGCUGUAGAGUUGUAUUUAGAAAUGGAGAAAACUGGGGUAGAACCUGAUGCAAUCACUUGCGCUAGUGUUCUUCCAGCUUGUGGGGAUCUCUCGGCUUUAUUGUUAGGAAGGAGGAUUCAUGAAUAUGUUGAUUGGAAGAAAUUGUGUCCAAAUUUGCUAUUGGAAAAUGCAUUAAUAGACAUGUAUGCUAGGUGUGGAUGUUUAGAUGAUGCAAGAAAAGUAUUUGAUAGGAUGAAACUUCGCGAUGUUGCUUCAUGGACUUCAUUGAUAUCUGCCUAUGCUAUGGCUGGACAAGGUUGUAAUGCUGUGGAACUCUUUACAGAAAUGCAAAAUUCUGGUCUGAGCCCAGAUUCAAUUGCCUUCGUCGCAAUUCUCUCGGCAUGUAGCCAUUCAGGAUUACUAGAUGAAGGGAAAAUCUAUUUUAAACAGAUGACAGAGAAAUAUAACUUAACACCAAGAAUUGAACACUUUGCUUGUUAUGUAGAUCUUUUAGGGCGUGCCGGUCAAGUAGAUGAAGCUUACAAUUUCAUCAAGCAGAUGCCGGUGGAGCCCAAUGAAAGGGUGUGGGGUGCGCUGCUUAGUUCUUGUCGUGUGUACUCCAACAUGGACAUUGGGCUUUUAGCAGCUGACAACCUACUUCAGUUGGCUCCUGAGCAAUCAGGUUACUAUGUCUUGCUAUCCAAUAUUUAUGCAAAGGCCGGAAGAUGGAAAGAAGUUACUGCUGUUCGAUCAUUAAUGAAGAGAAGGAGAAUUCGAAAAACACCUGGAAUCAGCAAUGUUGAGCUGAACAAUCAGGUUCAUACUUUUCUCGCAGGUGACACGUUGCAUCCACAAUCAAAGGAGAUCUAUGAAGAGCUUGGUGUGCUAGUGGGGAAGAUGAAAGAGUUAGGUUAUGUCCCUGAAACCGAUUCUGCUCUUCAUGAUGUGGAGGAGGAGGACAAGGAAUGCCAUCUUGCUGUCCACAGCGAAAAGUUAGCCAUUGUGUUUGCUCUGCUGAAUACUCAAAAUUCUCCAAUCAGAAUCACAAAAAAUCUUCGUGUUUGCGGAGAUUGUCAUAUUGCUGCAAAGCUUAUCUCCAAGAUUGCUGGACGGGAAAUUGUCGUUAGGGACACCAAUCGGUUCCACCAUUUUAAGGAUGGUAUAUGCUCUUGUGGAGAUUAUUGGUGAGUUCCCAGUGAAAGUAUAACUGUAUCCUACAACAUUACAAUAAUUUUGAAAUAUAAUCUGUAUAUGAUGGCAGAGAAUUUAUUUAUUUUUAACAUUUUUUCUUUACAAAUAUACUCAAUUUUU